This is a messenger RNA of Tachyglossus aculeatus (Australian echidna), 2026 nucleotides long. It is a transcript of the gene SRRM3, whose product is annotated as serine/arginine repetitive matrix 3. Lineage: Eukaryota; Metazoa; Chordata; Mammalia; Monotremata; Tachyglossidae. Gene Ontology annotation, molecular function: mRNA binding. The coding region runs from base 193 to 1932 and encodes 579 amino acids. The record is from RefSeq and is a predicted model, not a curated record. The transcript has 16 exons.
GUGGGAGAAGGAACAGAGGAGAGGCACAAUUGCAAGGAGCCUCCAAGAGAGGGGCGGAGAAGCCUGCAGAAAGUGUUCUCCCACCGCAGGCUGCUGGAGAGGGCACCGCAGCAGCGGAGGCUGUGCCCAGGGUGACCGGUUACCAGCCGAUGGGCACCACCUUCUGAGAGGGGCGGCCCCGAGGCCUGAGCCAUGUCCACCUUCAAUAAUGGGGCCAGGAUGCCGUCGCCCCAGGAUGCCGCCAACGGCCUCCCGCAGGCCGGGGCCUCGGGAGCCUGGUACAAGCCGGAGGAGGAUCCGCGGGCGGGAGAGCCCGGCCGCGGGAAAAAGGCCCACCGCGAGAUCCUGGACCACGAGAGGAAGCGGCGAGUGGAGCUCAAAUGUAUGGAGCUGCAGGAGAUGAUGGAGGAGCAGGGGUACGCCGAAGAGGAGGUCAGGCAGAAAGUGGGCACGUUCCGGCAGAUGCUGAUGGAGAAGGAGGGAGUGUUGACCCGGGAGGAUCAGCACGGACGCCACAUAGUGAUCCAGCCUCACCACCUGGCGGAGGGAGAGGAGCCGGGCCUGGAGUACCCCCAGUAUGGCGACGACUGUCUGCUGGAGUGUAAUUGUCCCUCCGACUGUUAUCGGGAUGAGGGCCACCACCGCGAGUACAGGACCACCCACCAGUCAAGCAGCUCGCUCUCUCCUCCCCCCAAGAAGAAAAAGAAGAAGAAAUCGGGUCAUCGCCGGAACCGAAAGAAGAGGAAAGUGGAUUCGGACUGCAGCUUCGACAGCUCCUCGCCCCAGCACAAGAGGAAGAGGACUGGGAUUGGGAAGAGGCACAGGCGAGAUAGGUCUGAGUCAGGAUCCAGGAGGAAGCGCAGAUACAGAGCCAAGAGCCCCAAGAACAAAAGGAAAGAGAGGAACAAAGAGCGGAAGAGGCCCCCCAGCGAAUCCCCCGUGCGGAGGGGUCACCGCCGCAGCAGCUGCAGUUCCCGCUGUACUUCGCUCUCCUCAGACUCCAGCAGCUUCAAAUCUCCCAGCAGGCCGAGUCCCAAGCACCGAGAGGACGGCCCCAAGCCCAGCAGCCGACGGUCCAGCGGGAGCCGGUCCUCCUCAUCCCCCGGCCACAGCAGAUCGGCCACGCCGCACCAGAACGGGCACCGGGGCAGCGCGCACAACGGGCGCUCCAGCCAGGGCAGGGCCAGCCCGCCUGCUCGCCCACAGGAUAGGCUCGACUCGACCUCCCCGCCCCCGAGGCCGCCUCAGCCCGCCCCCGCCUCGGCCCCCGCCGCCUCAGCCGCCGACCAGGCCGACGCUGACAGGACCCGCGGGGCGCGCGCCCGGAAGGGAAAGGAACAGCAUCACCGGACCCGGCUGACCAGCGGCUCCGCGUCGCCUGCCAAGCACGGCCGGCACGGCCCCCUGAGGAAGAGCGGUUCGCGCAGCCCUGCGCCCCGCAGCAGCUCCUGGACCUCCAGCCCGUCACCUUCCAGAUCCCGCUCCCGCUCCCACUCCCGCUCCCACUCCCGGGAGAAGAGGGCGGCCCGGAGCCGCAGUCGCAGCCGCAGCCGAAGCCCCUCGCAGAAAAACACCACGAGUCGGGAGAAGGACAGCGAGGGCCGUUCGCGGCACAGCGAGCCCGAGGCGGCCAGGGCCCGCCGCCGCUCCCGGAGCUACUCGCCCAUCCGCAAGAGGAGACGCGACUCUCCGAGCUUCAUGGAGCCUCGGCGCAUCACCAGCGCUCGCAAGAGGCCCAUCCCCUACUACCGGCCCAGCCCGUCCUCCUCCAGCUCCCUGAGCAGCUAUUCCCGCAGCCGCAGCCGCAGCUGCGACAGCUACAGCAGCAGUUCCAGCCGCAGCCGGACCACCAGCCCGCCCAGCCUCCCUCGCACCCAGAGCCGCAGCCUCAGUUUCCACAGCAGAAGCAGCUCCGAGAGCGCCGGCUUCUGAGCCCCCGCCGCCGUCGCCCCUCACCCGCAGGGCAGGCCGAGGGGCGAGGGGGAAAGGCCCGGAGGGGUGGGAGCCGUCGGGGUCGCCCCCCGGU